Populus trichocarpa (black cottonwood) is the source of this 3491-nucleotide messenger RNA. RefSeq names its product putative protein FAR1-RELATED SEQUENCE 10. The transcript has 3 exons. Lineage: Eukaryota; Viridiplantae; Streptophyta; Magnoliopsida; Malpighiales; Salicaceae. The coding region runs from base 1235 to 3295 and encodes 686 amino acids. Gene Ontology annotation, biological process: regulation of DNA-templated transcription. Gene Ontology annotation, molecular function: zinc ion binding. The record is from RefSeq and is a predicted model, not a curated record.
AUAUUUCUGCAGAGCGAGAAACAGCAAAAAGAAAAACUGAAAGGGUUUUGUAAUAAAAAUAAAUUACUUCUAUUUUAUUUCGAUAAUUCAUGAAUUCUCCACAUCAUCAUCAUCAUUAGCGAUAUCAGUAAGUAAUUUCUGGUUAGGAAGUAUGUUUAGCUAAAUGUUUAGUACUAAUUUCUGUUAUUAAAUUACACUGUUAAUUGUCUUGUCCCCUACUCUCUCUUUUUUCUUGUUCUUGUCACUGUCCUGUAAUUCAGAACUGAUUGUAUUUGCAUCACUACAUUGUGAAAAAUUCUGCGAAUUCAGCAUCGGUUUUGGAGGGAUUCAUUUUGUCUACUGGGUACGUGCUAUUUGUUGCAAUUUUUUUUCCUGUUCUGUUACGUGGAAGAAAUAAAAAAAUUUGGGGCUCUCUCCUCGGAUUGUUUUGUUUCAGUGAUAAAUUUCACUUUCUGGUAUGGAAUCGGUCACUGCAGUGGAAUUUUGUUUAAUUUUAGGUGAAUUUUUAUUUAUUGAUUGAUUAAUCAGCUUGAAUUCAAACUGUUAGCUUUGACGUGAAUAGGGUCUGUUUUGUUUUCGUCAAAAUAUAUGUGUCUAAUUUUGUUUUCGUUUUUCCCUUUCUUUAUCUGUUAUGCAGAAAAUGGAAUGUAUGUGGUGUGUGAUGGAUUUUUCUAUGUUUUCUUUUUAACUGUGAUUUUUUGAGCAGUUGCCCUAACUCCAGAAUAUAAUGAGUUUGUGCCCAGCAGCAGUUUUGAUUUUUUAUUUGAUAUUGAAAACUAUGUCAAGCGUACAGGGGGGGCUUUAUUCUGUGUUCUUGGUGGAGCGGUCUGAUUCUGAUACUGUCCUGGCUUUCCACUGUUUUGCUUAAAGAGGCACUGACACAACCUGCUAGGUUGAAUUGAUUUUGCUGCAGUUAAUCAUAAACUUCUUCUUCAACCACGCAUUUAAGUAGUUUGGUUUUAAGAUUCGGCUUUCAAUUUUUGAAACUUGCUCUUAAGUUGGAUGAAUAGAGAGAGGAAGAAUACGUUUAUCUUAUUUCUAGAUGUUUCUUUCAAUUGACAAAAGAUUUAAGAACUGAAAUAGAAUGUAGCAAUUUACUUUCUUUUUUCUUUUUUUAAGUUUUAAUCUUCAGAAUUUUGAAUUGCAGUAUUUUUUUUUCCUUCUCUUGCAUUCAUUCAGAAACCAACCGAAGGCUAAGGAACUGAAAGUUGAAAUAUUUUUUGGCCACUGGUGAAUGAAGCCAUCAAAUAACAUAUGGAUUCGGCGCCAGCAGUGCCCAUGUGGAGAUUGGAAGUGUUAUAUUAAGUAUGAGGGAGAUGAUCAGACUUCAGCAAGCUCUCAGCUAGGAAGGAGUGAGACAACAUCAACAGAAUUAGUCUUCACUCCUUACGUGGGUCAAAUUUUCAAAAGUGAUGAUGAUGCUUUUGAAUACUACUCCAAUUUUGCUCGGAAGAAUGGGUUUUCAAUUAGGAAAGCACGGUCGACUGAAAGCCAACAUUUAGGGAUUUACAGACGAGAUUUUGUUUGUUAUCGUUCUGGAUUUAAUCAACCACGGAAAAAGGCAAAUGUGGAGCAUCCCCGAGAUCGGAAAUCAAUACGAUGUGGAUGUGAUGCAAAAUUGUAUUUGACAAAGGAAAUUGUUGAUGGUCUUGCCCAAUGGUAUGUCUCACAGUUUAGCAAUGUUCAUAACCAUGAACUGCUGGAAGAUGACCAAGUGCGUUUGCUACCUGCAUAUCGGAAAAUACAGGAGGCUGAUCAAGAGAGGAUUCUUUUGCUAUCCAAAGCAGGGUUUCCUAUUAAUCGGAUAGUGAAGGUGUUGGAGUUGGAAAAAGGAGUUCAACCUGGACAUUUUCCCUUUAUAGAGAAGGAUGUUAGGAACUUUGUUCGGACUUGUAAAAAGACUGUUCAAGAAAAUGAUGCUUUGCUCACUGAGAAGAGAGAGAAUGAUACAUUGGAACUCCUUGAGGCCUGCAAGUCUGUGGCUGAAAGGGAUCCAGAUUUUGCUUAUGAUUAUACCACAGAUGAAAAUCAAAAGGUUGAAAAUAUAGCAUGGUUGUAUGGGGAUUCUGUUCGUGCAUAUACGUUGUAUGGCGAUGUAGUUACUUUCGACACCACAUAUCGUUCUAUUACCUACGGCUUGCUCCUAGGAGUUUGGUUUGGCAUGGAUAACCAUGGAAAAGCAAUUUUGUAUGGAUGUGUUUUGCUGCAAGAUGAAAGUUCUCAUUCUUUCACAUGGGCUUUACAGACUUUUGUCCGCUUUAUAAAAGGAAGACAUCCACAGACAAUUAUAACAGAUAUGGAGUUGGCCCUUAGGGAUGCCAUAGCAAGGGAGUUGCCAAAUACAAAACAUGUUGUAUGUAUAUGGCACAUUCUAUCUAAGUUAUCCAGCUGGUUAUCUUUUCCCCUUGGAUCGCGGUUUGAAGAUUUUAAAGCUGAGUUUGACCUCUUGUGUCAUGAGGAAAAUGUAGAAGACUUCGAACAUCAAUGGAAUCUUUUGGUUGCCAGAUUUGAACUUGUUACAGAUAAGCAUAUGGCUCUACUCUUUUCAUAUCGAGGAUUUUGGUCAAUUUCCUACAUUAGAGGUUCAUUUCUGGCUCGCACAAUGGCACCUGAGUUUUCACAGUCUCUGCACACAUUCCUGAAAAGAAUCUUGGGUGGACAAACAUGUCUGCAAGCAUCUUUUGAGCAGAUUGGUCUUGCUGCAACUGUUGGAAAUCAAACCAGAGAUGGGACGCCGUAUAUGCAUAUCAAGACAUGCUUGCCAAUUGAAGAACAUGCACGCAGUGUGCUUACACCUUAUGCCUUUAAUGUGUUGCAGCAUGAAAUUGUAUUGUCGUUGCAAUAUGCUAUACAAGAAAUGGCAGAUGGAUCAUAUCUUGUCCAACACAUCAAGAAAAUGGAUGGCGAACGUUUUGUAAAUUGGAUGCCAGAAGAUGAGCAAAUUCACUGUUCUUGCAAGGAAUUUGAACAUUCGGGGAUAUUAUGUAGGCACUCUCUUAGACUGCUUGAGGUGAAAAACUACUUUCAGCUCCCAGAAAGAUAUUUUCCCCUUCGCUGGCGACGGGACCAAUCACUGGUUCCUAUGGAUGAUCAAAAUGCUCAAAGCAACAACGAUGAGUGUGCUCAAGCCUUCCAUGCUCUUGCUGAAGCUCUAUUGACAGAGUCCUUGAUAUCGAAGGAACGUUUUAACCAUGUACAAAGAGAAAUUACGGGGCUCCUUGCUGAAGUUAGAAGUAUGCCAGUGGCUGAAGAAUUAUCUCUGAAUAUACCCCCUAACAAUGUCAGUGAAACGUAGUUUUGUUGAUGUAGCAAACAGUGGUAUAUGACUGCAGUUAGAAUUUCAUUCAAAUUGUUGGAUAUAUUUGGACAAGGGAACAAAAAAACAAAAAACAAAAGUGUUGAAAGCAUAGAAAAGAUAGUUACUGUCGAUUUUAAUAUGCCUAUGGAUUUUGGCAAUCAAAAUGGAGGUGGUGAAAAAGCCAUUUUUGCCC